AAAUCCUCAAUGUGACUUCCAUUGCUUGUGUGUGUAUACAACAGUGUGAAAGUAGCUGUAUUAAGUCUUCAAAAAUGUUUCUUACGACUGUGAAUUUGGCCAAGGCAAAGUCAAAAACCAUCCUGGUGCAGAUGAUGAGCGCUGCAGGAACAGGUUACGUCUUCAACACCAAGAGGAACCGUCUCCGAGAUAAACUGGUGCUGCGUAAACACGAUCCAUUAGUGAACAAACACGUCCUGUUUUUUGAGAAGAAGAAAAUCAGAUCAAUUUAACGACACGCAAAAAUAUAUGGACAGAAACCUACAAGGUUGAAAGGGACUAUUUCUGUUCUUGUGGAUCAUACAGUCAACAUUUGUGAUCAACGUUCUCCUGUGCACUCUGAAGAUUUGUUCUUGGAUUCGAAUGUGGAUGCAGCCAAGCAUCCACAAAGUAUUUAUUGUCAAACUAGUCACCAUACGAUGCAGUUACUAUACAGAAUACAAUAUGGUUUUUGAUCAGAUCUGUACAGAAAUGUAAAUCCAUGAUAAUGAGUCAGUCAUAUUAAAACAAGGUAAUAUGAUCUGUUUAA
This is a messenger RNA of Solea senegalensis (Senegalese sole), 568 nucleotides long. RefSeq names its product mitochondrial ribosomal protein L33 (gene mrpl33). The transcript is spliced from 4 exons. Lineage: Eukaryota; Metazoa; Chordata; Actinopteri; Pleuronectiformes; Soleidae. Gene Ontology annotation, cellular component: ribosome; mitochondrion. The record is from RefSeq and is a predicted model, not a curated record. Gene Ontology annotation, biological process: translation. Bases 75 to 272 code for a protein of 65 amino acids. Gene Ontology annotation, molecular function: structural constituent of ribosome.